Molecule: messenger RNA, 1282 nt
Organism: Sinocyclocheilus grahami
Lineage: Eukaryota; Metazoa; Chordata; Actinopteri; Cypriniformes; Cyprinidae
Gene: cdr2b
Product: cerebellar degeneration-related protein 2b
Exons: 4
Coding region: 1-1119 (372 amino acids)
Source: RefSeq, a predicted model, not a curated record
AUGUUCUCCUCGUCUUCUUCUGCAGAUCUUCAUUUGGCCGCCGAAUUGGGUAAAAAUUUACUGGAGCAGAACCGAGACUUAGAAGAGACUCUCCAACAGAUGUGCAUCACCAACCAGGAACAGAUACAGGAGAUAGAGUAUCUUUCUAAGCAGGUGGAUAUGCUGAGGUCGGCGAACGAUCAGCAGGCUAAACUCUACGAGCAGCUGGAUUCCACCGCACAAGACCUGGAGCUGAAAAACCAACGACUGGUGCUGGAGAACAGAGCGGCUCAGAUGAAGAUCGAAGGGCUCACAGAGACGGCAGAAGGGCUGCAGACUCAGGUGGAGGAGCUCCAGAGAGACAUGCAGAAGCUGAAGCUGGAUUCUGCUGAACAGAACCGGUCCAGUGAUCGUGAUCCUGACAGUGUUCAGGGUCUCCUAUGCUGCAAGGAGAACUGUCAGUUACACAAGGACUUUUCCCAUGAGCGCUCUGUUUCCACCAGCCGCUCGUCACUGAAGCUUGAGGAACAAGACGAGUGCUGGGAGCUGAAGCGCUCGGUUGAUUCCCUGCAGGCGCAGCUGAGCACAGAGCGCGCUCAGAGAGAGGCGGCCGAGCUGGAAGCUGAUGCUCUGGUGCAUGAACUCAGCCAGCUGGAGCCCAAAGUGGCGCUGCUCGGAGUCUACAAGGAGCACCUGGCCGAGAAGGAGGCUGAAGUCCAGGAGCUCCGCCUGCUUUUGCGCUCGAGCAAAGAUAACAUGUUCCUCCCAUUGGAUGAUGAAAUGGGCGGGGCUGGACACAGGGGGCGGAGCCUGCGGCGGUGCUGCAGCAGCGAGAGGCAGUUGCUUAGUGAUGAGCAGCCUGCAGUGAAGCAUCAUGGUAUCUCUCUUCUAAAUGAGGUGGAUGCUCAAUACACCGCCCUGCAGGAGAAAUACGACACGCUGCUGCGCCGCUGCAAUGGUGGGAUGUUGUCAGAGAAGCAAAAAACUGGCCAAACGUGCACACACUCGCCGGGUGUAAACACACAGAACGAUUCCCAGCAGCCCGAGUACAAGGCCCUGUUUCAGGAGAUUUUCACCUUUAUCCAAAAGAGCCAAAAGGACCUGAAGGAGAACAGGAUCAAUCCCGGUCAGGUUGAAUGAGGCACUGAUCUGUGUCUAUAGCUAUAGAACUAGUAUAGAAACCUUAAAGGUUUGAUACGGCAGGUUUAUCCCAGGUACUCUCUUGCUUUUAUUGCCACUUUUAUUACCUGGUGGCGAGUGUAUAUAAAGCACUUUUGUAAAUAUUUCUAAAUGUUACUGUAAA